Styela clava is the source of this 738-nucleotide messenger RNA. RefSeq lists its product as uncharacterized. Lineage: Eukaryota; Metazoa; Chordata; Ascidiacea; Stolidobranchia; Styelidae. The record is from RefSeq and is a predicted model, not a curated record.
GAUGAGGUAGGACGGCGAAGACAGACAACAGAAGUCACGACGGCUGGUUCUCAAUUAAUCCAAGUCAAAUAGAUAAUUUUUGGAGUAAAUAAUAUGGAAGAAUUUGUUGAUGUGUCAGCAGCGAGUCAAUCGGGAAAUGAAAUACCCGAUUCGGGAUCCACAACCGUAGCCGCAAUGUCACCGAAUCUUCUUGGAAAUUUAGCAGACAUGUUCACAAAAAGAAAUACUCCACAAAGUACCAGUGCAAUGGAGAGAGAUGAAGGCGUUACCGACAGUCAGGAAACUCAUUUGUCGUCAGGAACAAAUGAUGGGGAAUCGGAAGUAAUACCAAUUUUGCCGAAUUGUUCAAAUUGUGAUGAAUUUGAUGGCGUAGUCAUGGACACACAAUCGACAACAAUGGACGAAGCGGGCGAUGAGAAAACGGAACAAGAUGAAAUAAAUGAAAGAAACCAAGAGAUAAAUGAGAAAGAUCGUAUACACGAAGACUCGCAGCAACAGAAACUUUCAAAAGGCGGUCCACCGGCUACAAAGCUUGAUUGGAAAUCACGUUACGACGGCGCAAUUGAGAAACUGGAAAAUAUCGAGAAAAAGAUAAAGAAAUUAUCAGGAAAGACUGAAAAAGGAUCAAUUACAGAAGCGAAACUUGUGAAAAAAGAUUCGAAAUUACAACGAAAAAUUGUCGAAAUUGUCAUUGCUAAUAAAUCAGAGAAAGACGAAUUGGUGACGAUAAAAAAGUAA